AUGCAGUUGGGCGUUAAGAGCGUCAUCAUCGAGCACCCAGACAGCUGGGCCAAGUCGUUGGUAGAUGAGGGCGUCAUCGCCAAAUUCGUCCCCAUCGACAUGUCCCAGGAUGCAGAGGCCGUUUUCGAGCAGUCCCUCGCAGCGAUUCGCGCACUUGGAAAUGAUCCGCUGACACUCGAUGCCGACGCCGUUAUCACCUUCUGCGAGCUCUCCGUUCCAGUUGUGGCGAGGCUGGCAGAAGUGCUGGGCCUUCCAGGCCCCAGACCCCUCUCCGUGGACAAGGCCCGGGACAAACAUCGCACGCGUGCAGAGAUGAAAGCUGCUGGCCUGCCCACCCCCAAGAACAUGCUCAUCAAAGGCGCCGAUGAGCUCAGUGAGGCGAUGAAGACAGUAGGCUUUCCGGCUGUGCUCAAGCCCAUCUCCGGGGCGGCAUCCCUAGGCGUGAAGAAGGUGAGCUCCGAGCAGGAACUGCGAAAAAGCUACGUCGAAAUCAUCUCGGAGCUCUCCAAGCUGGUGGUGUCAAGUGGUGCUCUGACUCAGGAUGAUGGCACUGGAAAGGGCAUCAAGGCUGAGAGUGCGAUGGACUGCACGCUCCUCAUGGAGCAGUACCUUGAUGGGAACGAAGUGGACGUUGACGUAGUCAUGAGCCAGGGCGAGUGGCGCUACGCCGCUGUCACGGACAAUGGGCCGACCCUCGAGCCCUACUUCAACGAGACCUACGCUGUCUGCCCUUCGGUGUUGCCUUCGAAUCGGCAAAAGGAGCUCAAGGAUCUUGCCAUUUCCACCCUGAAAUGCUUGGGCUUUACGGAAGGGGUGUUUCACGUCGAGUGCAAGUAUACCUCGCAUGGGCCCCACCUCAUCGAGGUCAACGCUCGCAUGGGCGGAGGGCAGGUUCACGAAACCAACCUGCGAGUUUGGGGUGUCGACCUCGUUGAGGAGACACUUUUUGUGGCAGCCGGCAUUCCCUGCCGCCCUUUUAUCGCUGACAAGAACCCUCCUGGUGGAGGGGUAGCGUACUGCGACAUCAACGCGGAAGAAAGCGGCACGCUGCAGAAUCUUGACUUCCUGACCUCACUGCAGCAGAAGGAAGGCGUCGUUUGGGCUCGCCCUUACAUUCGCGCAGGAACGGAGGUCGUCGGCCCCAAGGAUGGACUGCCCACCUGGAUCGCCGAGUUUCUUGUACAAAGACCUACGGCUACAGCGGCCUUGGCGUGCUUGCAACGGCACCAGUUAGAAGUCAAGCCUGACAUCCGCUAG
This is a messenger RNA of Symbiodinium natans, 1257 nucleotides long. The record is from the annotation of a GenBank genome assembly. Lineage: Eukaryota; Dinophyceae; Suessiales; Symbiodiniaceae.